Molecule: messenger RNA, 1178 nt
Organism: Bursaphelenchus okinawaensis
Lineage: Eukaryota; Metazoa; Nematoda; Chromadorea; Rhabditida; Aphelenchoididae
Source: the annotation of a GenBank genome assembly
AUGUCUAAGCAGAAGCCAGACGAUGUUGCCGGUCUUCGGACCUUGGCCUUCUGUGGUGUCGCUUUUUCUACCGUAUCGUGUUUGUUGGCCGUGAUUACGGUACCAAUGGUCUACAACCAUGUGCAACAUGCCCAGACCAUGAUGAGGAACGAGUUAGAGUUCUGCAAGAGCCGAACCGGCAACAUGUGGAAUGAAGUUGUUAGAACUCAGGUACAGUUUAACAACUUAUAUAAUAUUUUUUACUUUAAUUUUAAAAAAUUUAAAUUUUUAAAAGUUUUUUUACCUUAUGCAAUGUGUUUUAGGUUCUAGCAAACGUACAUCCCCGUGCUGCUCGUCAAGUCUUCUACGACAUCUACAAAGACCCACCAAACUUGACAUACGGUCCAGGAUCAGCCCCAAGAGGUGGAGCAGCUGCUGGAGGACAAAGUGCCGGAGGCUACCCGCGCCCAUCUGCUGCUGGUGGCUUUGGUGGAAGUGCCGGAGGGUCCCGUGGAAGUGCUGGAGGAUUCAGUGGAAGUGCCGGCGGAUUCAGUGGAAGCGCUGGCGGUGGCUUUGCUCAACAAGCCCCACCAUCAGGCGGAGGAUGCUGCGGUUGCGGUGUUUCACCACCAGGACCCCCAGGACCACCAGGUCAACCAGGAGCUCCAGGUAACGACGGACAGCCAGGAGGCCCAGGAAACGCCGGCCCACCAGGACAAGCUCCACCACGCCCACAACAACACGCUGAACCUUGCCAAACUUGCGCCCCAGCUCAAGCUGGAGCUCCAGGACAACCUGGACCAAAGGGUCCACCCGGAAAUGCUGGAGCCCCAGGACAGUCUGCUCACGGUGGCGGCCAAGGACCACCAGGCCCACCAGGACCUCCAGGACCACCAGGUCACGGAGGAGAACCAGGAAACGCCGGUGCUCCAGGACAGCCAGGAAAACUUAUCCAAGGACCACCACAGGUUGGACCACCAGGCCCACCCGGACCAGCUGGACGCCCAGGACCAAACGGACCACCAGGGGGCAACGGACAGCCAGGACAUCCAGGAGGUCAAGGACCACCAGGAGGAGCUGGACCAAACGGACAACCAGGUCAACCAGGAGGCAAAGGCAACGAUGGAGCACCAGGUCAACAGGGAGGCAAAGGCAGUUGCGACCACUGUCCGCCACCAAGGACCGCUCCAGGCUAUUAA